This is a messenger RNA of Plenodomus lingam JN3, 867 nucleotides long. RefSeq names its product mitochondrial 54S ribosomal protein uL16m. Lineage: Eukaryota; Fungi; Ascomycota; Dothideomycetes; Pleosporales; Leptosphaeriaceae. Gene Ontology annotation, biological process: mitochondrial translation. Gene Ontology annotation, cellular component: mitochondrial large ribosomal subunit; ribosome. The record is from RefSeq and is a predicted model, not a curated record. Gene Ontology annotation, molecular function: structural constituent of ribosome; rRNA binding.
AUGACGGGGCGGGUGGCAUGUAAUCUUGGCUUGGCUUGGCGAGAACUUCACUCUCCUGGCGGCACGCUGGUUGACUCGCUCGACUGCGAAAUCCAGCAGCACCACCACCACAACACUAUGCCGCCCCCGAGGAUACCGCAAGGCCUGCUUGCACGGUUCGGCCAGUUGAGUCUCGGUGCUGGCCGCCCGCGUCCAUUCGCGCCAAAUAGUCCUUCGCCGCAAUGUCCAUCCGCCACAGCUCACAUCUCGUCACCCUCUGUCCGCUGUCUCUCUUCGACACCAGCUCGUCUUAAUUACCUUGCCCCAAAGGCAGGAGAGUCACGCAAAUCACGCAAAGGCCGUUGCCGUGUGCCCACCGGUGGCAGCAUGCGCGGCACCACGGUCGUGUGGGGCGACUAUGGCAUCCGCAUGCGUGACCAUGACCGGAGAAUUAGCGCCCAUCAGCUACGCAUCGCCGAGGAAACCAUCAAGAAGCGACUACGAGGCAUGAAGUUCCGCAUGUACAUGCGCAUUGCCGCCAAUAUUGGAGUUUACACCAGCGGAAACGAUGUGCGAAUGGGAAAGGGAAAGGGAAGUUUUGACCGCUGGACUGCCCGGGUAGCUGUGAGCAAGAUCAUUUUUGAAAUCAAGGGCGACCUGCACGAACAAGUCGUACGCGAUGCUUUCCGAUUGGCAGGAAACAAGCUGCCUGGCCUAUAUGAGUUCGUGAAGAAGGGAGAUCCACCGGUCAUGGGCGUGACAAAAAUUGGCCUAAAUGGCGUUACCGAAGGGGAUCUCAAGCGACCGAGACGAAAGCUUCCGCUCGAGGAAUCAGCUGCACGAUUGCCUGCUGCUGCUGCUUCGCAGGCGUCAAGUCCAAUAGCUUAG